CCCCCCCAUCUGUGUCCCUGGCCCCCAGGAUGUAUCCUGGAGAUGGGGGGUGAUGCACCAGGCACCGCUGGGCAGUCCAGGCCAGAGACCAGAUGGGAGAGGCGCUGUGGGCAGACGGGGCGCCGAGGGCCCAGGAGGGGCCCUAGUCCACAAGCCGUCUCGAAAUGGGCACCGUUUGAGUGCCCUGGCUAGGGGUGCUCUGGGGACACCUGGGCACUGGGCAGGGAGGGGGGACAGCAGAACAAUAACCAGCCUGGCGGCAAGGAGGGGAGCCCUCACCCUGUGGGCAGGCCAGUAGCUGACUGCUGACCACCUUCCCUUGGCCAUGGACACCCCUGGCUAUCCUUCAUUGGUGUCCACGACCCCGGAACCCGAGAACGCCUCCUCGGCCUGGCCCCUGAAUGCCACCCUGGGAAACGUGUCGGCGGGCCCAAGCCCGGCAGGGCUGGCCGUCAGUGGUGUGUUGAUCCCACUGGUCUACCUGGUGGUGUGCGUGGUGGGCCUGCUGGGCAACUCGAUGGUCAUCUACGUGGUCCUGCGGCACACGGCCAGCCCGUCGGUGACCAAUGUCUACAUCCUCAACCUGGCGCUGGCUGACGAGCUCUUCAUGCUGGGACUGCCCUUCCUGGCUGCCCAGAACGCUCUGUCCUACUGGCCCUUCGGCUCCCUCAUGUGCCGCCUGGUCAUGGCCGUGGACGGCAUCAACCAGUUCACAAGCAUCUUCUGUCUCACCGUCAUGAGCGUGGACCGCUACCUGGCCGUGGUGCACCCCACCCGCUCGGCCCGCUGGCGCACAGCGCCCGUGGCCCGCACAGUCAGUGCGGCAGUCUGGGUGGCCUCGGCUGUGGUGGUGCUGCCCGUGGUGGUCUUUUCGGGUGUGCCCCGUGGCAUGAGCACCUGUCACAUGCAGUGGCCCGAGCCGGCGGCAGCCUGGCGGGCCGGCUUCAUCAUCUACACGGCCGCGCUGGGCUUCUUCGGGCCGCUGCUGGUCAUCUGCCUCUGCUACCUGCUCAUCGUGGCGAAGGUGCGCUCGGCUGGGCGGCGGGUGUGGGCACCCUCGUGCCAGCGGCGACGGAACUCUGAGCGCAGGGUCACACGCAUGGUGGUGGCCGUAGUGGCGCUCUUCGUCCUCUGCUGGAUGCCCUUCUACGUGCUCAACAUUGUCAACGUGGUGUGCCCGCUGCCCGAGGAGCCCGCCUUCUUCGGCCUCUACUUCCUGGUGGUGGCGCUGCCUUAUGCCAACAGCUGUGCCAACCCCAUCCUCUACGGCUUCCUCUCCUACCGCUUCAAGCAGGGCUUCCGCAGGGUCCUGCUGCGGCCUUCCCGCCGCGUGCGCAACCAGGAGCCCACUGUGGGGCCUCCAGAGAAGACCGAGGAGGAGGACGAGGAAGAGGAUGGGGAGGAGGGUAGGGCGCAGGGGAAGGGGAAGGAGGAGAAUAGCCGGGUCAGCCAGAUCACACAGCCUGGCAGCAGCGGGCAGGAGCGGCCGCCCAGCAGAGCAGCUGGCAAGGAGCGGCAGUUCCUGCCCCAGGAGCCCUCAGCUGGGGAGAAGUCCAGCACGCUGCACAUCAGCUACCUGUAGGGCCUGGGGAGGGCCAGAGUGGCCCGAGGAAGAGACAGGGGCCAUGGGUGUGCCUGGGGCAUGGAAUGCCUGGGCCCGAGAUGCCAGAGACCCGUGCUGGGAUGUUCAGAGGCCUGGGCUCUGAUCCCACUGCUGCCCGGAUUUGCUGCGUGACCUUGGGUAGGUCACUUCCACUCUCUGGGCCUUGUUUCCCGCUCUGUGACUCAGGGAUAGGAGUAAGCAGCCUGGAUGAGCUCUGUCAGGUGAGAGGUCUGGUGGGCAUCGCUGCUGGGCUGACCUUGCUGAGCGGGGCCGGGUUAAAGGCUGAGUGCAGACUGGCCUGCUUCCCAGAGACGGAGCAUCCUGGGGAACCAGCCUGAAUCUUGGCCCUCAGAGGCCUGGAUUUCCCGGGCUCAGGGUCAGGGACACGGGAGUUGCUGGGGGCUGGGCUGGA
Propithecus coquereli (Coquerel's sifaka) is the source of this 2015-nucleotide messenger RNA. It is a transcript of the gene SSTR3, whose product is annotated as somatostatin receptor 3. The record is from RefSeq and is a predicted model, not a curated record. Gene Ontology annotation, cellular component: membrane; neuron projection. Gene Ontology annotation, biological process: neuropeptide signaling pathway. The coding region runs from base 326 to 1582 and encodes 418 amino acids. The transcript has 2 exons. Lineage: Eukaryota; Metazoa; Chordata; Mammalia; Primates; Indriidae. Gene Ontology annotation, molecular function: somatostatin receptor activity; neuropeptide binding.